AGGGGGCGGAGGAAGAGGAGGAGGAGGAGGAGGAGGAAGAGGAAGAGGCGCUGCCCGGCGGGUCAGGGCGGGGAAGUCGCCGCCCGAAGAUGGCGGCCGCGGCGGGGCCACACGCCGGGGCUGCGGCGGAGGCGCGGUUCAUCAGCAGCGCCAAGGGAAAGGGCUUGUUCGCCACCAGAAACAUCCGCAAAGGGGAAACAGUGUUCGUGGAGAGGCCGGUGGUGUCAUCCCAGUUCCUCUGGAAUGCUCUGUACAACUACCGAGCCUGUGAUCACUGCCUGCGGGCGCUGGAGACGGCGGAGGAGAACGCCCAGCGCCUGCUGGGGAACAGCUCGCUGGUGCUGCCUCACCCGGAGCAGUGCAGCAUCCGGAAAGACCUGCACCAGCAGUGUCCCCGCUGCCAGGUGACGUACUGCAGUGCAGAAUGCAGGCAGGCAGCUCUGGAGCAGUACCACCAGGUGCUCUGCCUCGGCCCGUCCCGGGACGACCCCACGCACCCCCUCAACAAGCUGCAGGAGGCAUGGAGAAACAUGCAUUAUCCCCCAGAGACCUCCAGCAUCAUGCUGAUGGCCAGGAUGGUGGCCACCAUCAAACAGGCUAAAGACAAGGAGUGGUGGAUCAAGGCCUUCUCCCAGUUCUGCAACAAGACAGCAAAUGAAGAAGAGGAGAUUGUGCACAAGCUGCUGGGGGACAAAUUUAAGGGCCAGCUGGAGCUGCUGCGCUUGCUCUUCACCGAAGCCCUGUACGACGAAUAUCUCAGCAGGUGGUUCACUCCAGAAGGCUUUCGAUCCCUCUUUGCCCUCGUCGGGACCAAUGGCCAAGGCAUAGGAACCAGCUCCCUGAGCCAGUGGGUACACGCGUGCGAUGCGCUGGACCUGCCCAUGCUGCAGCGGGAGGAGCUGGACGCCUUCAUCGACCAGCUCUACAAGGACAUUGAGAAGGAGUCAGGAGAGUUCCUCAACUGCGAGGGAUCUGGGCUCUACGUGCUGCAGAGCUGCUGUAACCACAGUUGCAUCCCCAAUGCUGAGACAUCCUUCCCAGAAAACAACUUCCUCCUGCAUCUCACUGCUCUGGAGGACAUCGAAGCAGGAGAGGAAAUCUGCAUCAGUUACUUAGAUUGCUGUCAGAGGGAGCGGAGCAGACACAGCCGCAACAAGAUACUCAGGGAGAACUACUUGUUCACCUGCUCGUGUCCCAAGUGCCUCGCGCAAGCCGACGACGCCGACGUGACGUCGGACGAAGAGGAGGAGGGCGAAGGAGAGACGGACGAUGCAGAGCUGGAGGAUGAGAUGACUGAUGUGUGAUCCUGGUCCCGGGCGAGAGGAGAGGGAAGGGAUGGGACGGGAAGGGAAGAGCCUGGAGGCUCCUCCAAGAGGCAGCAGCUUUGAUUUAGAACAGGGUUGUGUCGUGGGGUCGGGUGGGCACCGCGUGCCGAGGCGCCGGAGCGGGGCAGCCGGGAGCCGGAGGCAGGCCCUGCUCCCACCUGUCCGUGUUGUCCCUGUGCGUGUGUGUGUGUGUGUCAGGCUGUCCCUGUCCUCCCUGCGAGGACAAGCUGUGAGCCGGGGGCCCUCCAGCACAUCCCUGUUCCCGGUGGGGCUGGCUGGUGCUUGCAGGGGAGGCUGGAGGAGAGUGGGAUCCAGCCAGCCCCUGGGACACCACGCUGUCACCUGUGAGGUCGCUCCGCUGUGUCUGUGCAGGCUGUGGAUGUGGGGGAGCUUGUCCUUCCCACCCUGCAGGGACGAGGGCAAUGUGUGUGUGUGUGUCCGUGUGUCUGUGCACGAGGGUACUAUUUAAUGUCUGUAUUAGCACUAUCUACACCCUAUGGAGCUGGGGCCCUUAUAUAUCCUCAUUCCAUGCCUUGGCCGGCAGUGAGGGGCAGCAGGAUCUUGCAGGGGAUGCCCUGGAGAGUGGCCCAGAGCUCGAGUCCAGCAGGGAGAGCAGAGCAGACCCUGCAGAGACCUCCUUCCCAGCUCAGCCCACCCUUCCUGUGACACAGAGCCCCGGGCAGAGACUGCAGGAGCGUGUGGGGAUGGAGAAUGGCCAGGAGCUGGCAUGGGCUGUGGUGUCAUCCCAAACCCAGAAGACACUUAGGGUUCUGUAGGGAGGGAGUUGUCCCUCCCUUCAGCUGGCCGUGGGACAAGGAUGUGCUCGGGGAUGCAGCAAGUAUGCUCCCACAUGGAGAUGUACCAGCACAGAGUGGCCCCACUGGACGUCCCCUUGUCGUCCAUCCCAUGUGCCACCCUCAAGGCCACACCAUGCAGCAGUGUCCCUGUGUGCAUACCAUGUGGCUGGAGAGCCCACGGCUCCAAGUGAGACAGGCAGCAGGUCAGGGAUGCACCCAGGGUCAUCUCCUUCCUUCACGGAUUUUGGGGAGUUGUGUUCCUGCCGCCGUGGCAGCUGGAUUGUGGGACCGAGGGUGGCACACCUGUGGCACUGCCAUCACCGCCAGCCCUGCCUCCCACUGCUUGUCCCCAGCCGUCCACAUCCCCUUCAGUGUUCCUAAUAAAUCAAGACUGGUGACAGCUGGGGACCUGUGCUUUGUGUUGCUGGGUGCUGAGUGUGCUGUGACCCAGGGGCUGCUCCUGUGGGGACACAGGGCUGAGGGAACAGACACCUGUGCAAGUGUGGGCUCUGCAUCUGCUGGAUCCCACCCCUGCUGGAGCCUAUGUCCCAUGCGGCUCUGACUGAGCCCUGCCCCAGCUGCAGGAGGUAUUUGGAGAAUUUUACUGG
Messenger RNA from Onychostruthus taczanowskii (white-rumped snowfinch), 2730 nucleotides. RefSeq names its product SMYD family member 5 (gene SMYD5). NCBI's taxonomy places the organism in Eukaryota, Metazoa, Chordata, Aves, Passeriformes, Passeridae. The transcript is spliced from 13 exons. Gene Ontology annotation, molecular function: protein binding; histone H4K20 methyltransferase activity. The record is from RefSeq and is a predicted model, not a curated record. The coding region runs from base 90 to 1304 and encodes 404 amino acids.